AUUAUUAAUAAAAAUAACAUUAGCAAAUUAAUGAUGAUGGCUAGUUGAACACACGGAUCUAAUACUCAAAACUCAAAUCCGCCAUUGCAUUUCAGUGAAUUCAAUCCUUGCUUCGCCCAAUUGCCUAACCUCCAUCACCACAUCACCGCCAAGGGCUACGAUCCGCCUCCUUAGUGCCCAAACCUCCACUGCCACAUCACCAUCAACCACCAGUAGUGCGUUGUCACUACCACGAGCACCAUCACAGAUACUUCAAGUAAAGAAGGGUUUUGAUUGUCGUUAAUGCUCAAAUUGAAAGUGAAGAGAGCAGCAUAUCUAUUUGGACAAUCAGUAAUCAACAAAAUUUGACUUAAGAUUUCUCUUGCGUGUUUUUAAAUCAAAAAUCAGUUUUCAACGAAAAUGGGGGACUUGGCUGCUGAGAAGCAUGUGCGAUAUAUUAUAUCAGUUGAAAAGAAGAAGGAUGCAUUUGAGUCGGUGGUCAUGGAGCACCUUAGAAUGAAUGGUGCUUACUGGGGGCUGACAACACUGGAUCUUCUCGGAAAGCUUCAAGUUGUGGAUCAAGAUGAAGUUAUUCCAUGGGUUAUGCAGUGUCAACAUGAAUCUGGUGGAUUUGGUGGUAAUACAGGGCAUGAUCCACAUAUACUUUAUACUCUCAGUGCUGUCCAAAUUUUAGCUCUAUUUGAUAAGCUACAUAUUCUUGAUGUGGCUAAGGUGACAAACUAUAUUGUGGGGCUGCAAAAUGAGGAUGGGUCUUUUUCGGGAGACAUGUGGGGAGAAGUUGAUACAAGGUUUUCAUAUAUUGCAAUAUGUUGUCUGUCACUGUUACAUCAAUUGGACAAAAUUAAUGUGGAGAAGGCUGUGGAGUACAUUGUAAGAUGUAAAAACCUUGACGGUGGAUUUGGAUGCACACCUGGUGGAGAAUCACACGCUGGACAAAUAUUUUGCUGUGUUGGGGCUCUUGCUAUAACGGGUUGUCUGCAUCAUGUUGACAAGGACCUUCUUGGUUGGUGGUUGUGUGAGCGCCAAGUGAAAUCAGGAGGUCUAAAUGGUCGACCAGAGAAGCUUCCAGAUGUCUGCUACUCUUGGUGGGUGCUUUCUAGCUUGAUAAUGAUUGACAGAGUGCACUGGAUUGACAAAGAAAAGCUCGUUAAUUUCAUCUUAAACUGCCAGGACUUGGAGAAAGGAGGAAUCUCGGAUAGGCCGGAUGAUGCUGUUGAUGUUUUCCACACAUACUUUGGAGUAGCAGGUUUGUCACUGCUUGAAUAUCCAGGAGUGAAAGCUGUGGAUCCUGCUUAUGCAUUGCCAGUUGAUGUGGUAAACAGGAUUCUAAUUGGCUCGUAAAGUUCCUCUUUGCAUUGUAUACGUUUCUUGGGUAAUCAUAGUCAUGUCCAACUCGUGCUUAUGUUUGAGUGAAUGCGUAGAUCCUGCGAAUGCAUUGCUAAUUGGUGUGGUGAUCAGCACUGUAGUUGGCUUAAGACAAAAACUCUUUGUAUUGAAUGUUGCUGAGGUACAUCUCAAGCACAAAUAUUUGUUUAUCAGAUUCAUCAGUUAUAUGAAAAGUUAAAUGAUUUUGUGAGGAUUC
Molecule: messenger RNA, 1582 nt
Organism: Amaranthus tricolor (Joseph's coat)
Lineage: Eukaryota; Viridiplantae; Streptophyta; Magnoliopsida; Caryophyllales; Amaranthaceae
Product: geranylgeranyl transferase type-2 subunit beta 1
Exons: 11
Coding region: 400-1341 (313 amino acids)
Biological process (GO): protein geranylgeranylation
Cellular component (GO): Rab-protein geranylgeranyltransferase complex
Molecular function (GO): Rab geranylgeranyltransferase activity
Source: RefSeq, a predicted model, not a curated record